AUGUCAUACGACGAUUACACGGUCGCAUGGAUUUGCGCUCUCCCUGUUGAAAGGGCAGCCGCCGAAGUCUUGCUGGAUAAUGUCCAUGGGAGUCUACCCCCCAACAACCCGGGUGAUGAUAAUAAUUACACUCUCGGCAAUGUCGGCAACCACAAUGUGGCUAUUGUCUGCUUACCUUCAGGCGUCUAUGGGACGAAUUCUGCGGCAAAAGUGGUAUCGCAGUUGUUGUCAACCUUCCGGUCUAUACGGUUUUGUUUGAUGGUGGGCAUUGCCGGAGGGGUGCCUAGCCACGAAAAUGACAUUCGCCUUGGAGACAUUGUGGUUAGCCACCCCUCCGCAAACUCCAGUGGGGUAGUCCCGUACGAUUUCGGCAAAGUUGUGAGAGGUUGUUGUUUGGAACCUUCAGGGGUUCUGAAUAAGCCACCACCAGUACUAUUAAAGGGAAUCGCAACUUUGCGAUCCAAGCAUAUGCAAGGCUACUCCCGUAUAACUUACUAUCUCUCCAAAAUGGGAGAUGAAAAUCGCAAAUUUUACUCUCCCGGUCCGGGGCAGGACAAGCUUUUUCAACCUAACUAUGACCACACUACCGCCGCGGACACCUGUACCGCUUGUGAUCGAAGCAAACUCAUUGUUCGAACCACACGAAAAACGAACGAGCCUUUGGUUCACUACGGUGUUAUUGCAUCGGGCAACCAGGUGAUGAAGCACGGUGUUACUCGUGAUCGAUUGGCUCGGAAGCACAAUGUUAUCUGUUUUGAGAUGGAGGCUGCUGGCUUGAUGGACAGCUUGCCGUGCCUGGUCAUCCGGGGGGUUUCAGACUAUGCAGACUCGCACAAAAACAAACACUGGCAAGGCUACGCCGCCGCAGCAGCAGCAGCAUACGCCAAAGAACUUCUUUCCCUGAUUCCUGAGCCUCAGAACGUCAAAGAGACGGUGGACACGUCAUUUUUAACCAAGGUUCUGGAUGCCCUGCUGCUGACCAAACCAGAGGACGACAGGGACGACCUAAUUGACGUAAAGGGACGAAGAGUUCAUGGAACCUGUGAAUGGUUUAUCCACAACAAUCAUUACUCAGAGUGGUUGCAAGGCCCGGACUCGCAAAUCCUCUGGGUAUCUGGUGGGCCUGGUAAGGGAAAAACAAUGCUUGCUAUAUAUCUAACCCAAGUUCUUGAACAAAUUGCAAGGACUGGAGGUGGAACCCUCUUAUUUUACUUUUGCGACGGUAAGAAUGAGAAGCGCAAUACAGCCAUAGCAAUACUAAGAGGCUUGUUGUAUCAGCUUCUUCAGCAACGCUGCUAUCUUCUCGAAUUCUUUCGCAAAGGAUUCACAGGCCCUGGGGGAAAUGAAUACACGGUAUCUCAUAUGAUUCCUCUUUGGGAUAUUUUUGUCUCCAUACUUCGAGAUGCGAAUCUUGGUUCGAUCUUCUGUGUGUUGGAUGGUCUGGACGAAUGUGAAGAAGCCUCGCUUAAGCAGUUUCUCAAGAAGCUCAGUGGCUUUUUCUCAGAACCUGCGAGGCCAUCGAUACACACGCGCUUCAAUUUAAUACUCCUAUCUCGAGUAAGACCAAAAUGGAUAGAGGGUUUGUUGCGAGACUUUCCUCGCGUCAAGCUGGAUCCUGACUCAGACGAGGAGGUUGGGAGGGAUGUUGACAAAUAUAUUUCCUACAAGAUUGAAGAGCUCAGCGCUGAAAACGAACUCCCCAAAGAUACUUUGGAAAGAGUGAGGAAAACUUUGCAGGAUGGGGCUCAUGGGACGUUCCUAUGGGUAGGCUUUGUGGCCGAAGACCUCAAGGGGAAGAGCCAUUCAGAAGUGGAAUAUACGUUGACAGCAGUUCCUAAGGAUUUAAGUGGACUCUACAGACGGAUGCUUUAUGAUAUUCAAGACCCCCAGAAUGUUGCAUUGAUUAUCUCUUGGGUUGUCCUCUCGCGCAGACCCCUAACCUUGGCAGAAUUGGCCACAGCAGCCAAAAUUGAAGACACCAGCACGCAAAGCACUGAAGACAUCCUGAAAUUUCGGCUCGAAUCAUGUGGUAUGUUCUUAAGAGUUGAGAGCAAAGUUGUCCAUCUUGUGCAUCAGUCAGCCAAGGAGUAUUUACAGACUGAUGGCCCUCAUGAUCCAGCCAUUGAGAAGCUUUUUAUCACGAAAGACAAGCACCUAAUCCUAGCAAAAAGGUGCUUGGAAUGCAUGGAAGAGGCUCACAAUCUAUCCAAGCUUUCCGGCACGGUCCAGUCUUGUCCACUAUGGGAAUAUGCUGCGCUCUACUGGCCAGAACAUCUGAGACUGGCAUCAGAUAUUUUGCCGGGCAUCCAUGACAUUUCAGAAUCUUUCUUCCGGGACAAAUCUGAAGUCCGCAGCAUUUGGUGGAGUUAUUACUGGGCUAGUCGCCGAUAUGGCAAGGUACCAGAAUCCUUGACAGUCCUGCACCUAGCGGCGUACUUUGGUAUCACCUCAUUAGCAGCGCAAAUUGUACAAAAGAGAGACAAUGUACGCUUUCGAUACCCAAAAAACAAAAAGGACACCUACGGCCGAACCCCGUUGUUGUGGGCAGCUGACAGAGGCCAUGUGGAGACUAUAGGCCUGCUGCUUAACAAUGGUGCCAGCAUCAAUGCAGUGGACAAUCGCAAAAUGACAGCUCUCCACCUAGCAAUUAAAGGGGGACAUGGGGGUGUGAUCCCUUUUCUUAUCAAAAAUGGUGCCAGAGUCAACUCAAAAGAUGAUAGCGGUAACACUCCAUUGUUGCUGGCCCUAAGAAGUGGAUCUAAAGACAUCACAAAAUUGCUACUUCAAAGCGGAGUCAGGUCAAUUCAGAUAAACCGACCUCAGAGUAUAUUACAAUCCUUCCCAGUGUAUCGUGCAGGUCGUCGCCAAUUUGAAGAGGAGGCAGAAAACCUUAUUAAACUUCAAGUUCCACUCUUUUCCCUGGCGUAUAACAGGCAAAUCAGGUAUUAUCUACCUAUUAUCCCUGCUCUGUCCAUAUUCUUGAAGUUGAAGCCAUUCAGGGGGGUUUCUGAGAGGUUUCUUUUCCAUCGGCUACGGAGUUACGAGGCGAGCGAAUCCGAUAUGGUUUUUGACAUAUUUAUAAAACAGCGAAAUCUGGAGGUUUUGGAUCAUGCUCUACGAAUCACAUGGAAUCAUUCUAAGUCGUGCGAGGUAUUAAUGCGCAUUGCGUGGAGAUAUCCCCUAUGGGAGGUUUGCAAAAGCGAUAAGUCGUUUCUUGGUUUGCUUGCCCAGAUGAUUUCUCUCGGAGGAUCAAGAGCAAUCAGCAUGGGAUUUCGAGACGUCGUAGAGCUUAUGGCGAACCAUAUAAUACAAGGAUUCCGUUAUGGCCUCAAAAAUGGGUAUUUAGAUAUCGCCCAAAGGAUGCUCCAAAGAGUCUUCGCAGAUUGGAGGAAUUUACUGAUGGAGAACAAGACAAGCGAAGCCUCUGAGUCAGUUUGUAGCUAUUUUAUUCUCCAUAUGGCUGCCCUGGCAGCCAACGACGUACCUUUAGCCAGGUUUUUUCAAGGGCAUUGGCUAGACAGGGUUCAGGAGCUCAUGUGUGGAAAACUUAAGGAGCCGACUCUUGAUUGUGUAAGGGAAGCGGAGCAGGGGGGUGAUGAAUUUACCAAUUCAUGGGCAGUUAUCGUGGCUGGCGCCUUUUACGAAGCCCUCUCAGACGCUGACACUUUGUGGGUUUUUACUCAGAUUUCCAGGGAAGAGAUAAGGUGUCAGUUGGACAACUUGACAGGAUGGCAGUUGCAAACCAUCUUGGAAUUGCUCCUUCGUAUAAAACAGUCCCGGAGAGCAUUGCCACUGCACUUGUCAAGAUUUGUGCCAACAGUUUUGGCAAUCGCGGCACAGAAGGGAUUGUCAUGUGAUAUGAACAUGACUGACUUCGUGGUUGACCCAAAGGCGUGA
Molecule: messenger RNA, 3897 nt
Organism: Pochonia chlamydosporia 170
Lineage: Eukaryota; Fungi; Ascomycota; Sordariomycetes; Hypocreales; Clavicipitaceae
Product: ankyrin repeat-containing protein
Exons: 2
Coding region: 1-3897 (1298 amino acids)
Biological process (GO): nucleoside metabolic process
Molecular function (GO): protein binding; catalytic activity
Source: RefSeq, a predicted model, not a curated record